Acanthaster planci (crown-of-thorns starfish) is the source of this 1143-nucleotide messenger RNA. RefSeq lists its product as uncharacterized. Gene Ontology annotation, biological process: neurotransmitter receptor internalization; regulation of AMPA receptor activity; positive regulation of synaptic transmission, glutamatergic. Gene Ontology annotation, cellular component: postsynaptic density membrane; AMPA glutamate receptor complex. Gene Ontology annotation, molecular function: channel regulator activity; voltage-gated calcium channel activity. NCBI's taxonomy places the organism in Eukaryota, Metazoa, Echinodermata, Asteroidea, Valvatida, Acanthasteridae. The record is from RefSeq and is a predicted model, not a curated record.
AAAGAAAAGGAAUAUUCAUACGCGUACAUAUGCACGCAUUUAUUUUAUACACCUGUAGUGUGCUACCGCAGAUGGUGCAUGCAUAUGUGACUGUCAAUUGCUGAUUCAUCAGGCUGACCAAUCGAUCUCACAAGUUAAGCGAACGCCAGUUCAAAAUAUAUGUAAACCUUGGUUUACGCAUCAAACCUUGGUUGUACCGAAAUCUGUACUCCUAGACGGGGAAAAAUACCAGGAAUCAUCAUGCCGUGGCAUCCUUAUACGAAAAUCCUGCUGCUCUUGUGUUUCAUUGGUCUGAUUGCCUUCCUGACUACUGCCAUGGGUCUUGGCUCCGAUUACUGGCUCAUCUAUCGCCUGAGUGCUAACGCCACGGCUGAUACGAACUCAACCAACGUCAGACUGGCCAGAGCGGGGGUGUGGAGGGUGUGUUAUCGGCCAGAGGCGCUUCCUGAUGAUGGAAAGCCAUGUCAUAACAUAAAUUACCUGUCUGAGGUGGAGAAUAGGGACCCUUUAUACCAGUAUAUCUAUCCUGUCUAUGGAAAAGAUUUGUUGCUGGGAUUUCUGGCUCUUGUUUGUAUUGGUGUGGCUCUCAUCUUUGUGGCAGAAGUUUUAGCAAUGAUUUGUCUCAAGAAAAGAUCUAAAGCCAUGUACAUCGGCACAGCAGUGAUAUUCAUCCUAGCAGGUAUUGUAGGGUCAGCUGGACUGAUCAUCUUCUCUCUGCGUGGAGCUCAGCUUCUCUAUGAUUGGCCAAAUUCACAAUUGGGGGAAUCCCCAUAUGACAUGAUCUCUUUUGGAUGGUCAUUUGCAAUCACAUGGCUCGGUGCUGCUCUGGCCCUGUGUAACAGCACUGGGUAUAUGUGGUUGGCACGAAGACACUUGGAUGCCAUGAUGUGAUCAAGAAACUUUAUAAUAUUUUGCUCAUGUUCAAAAGCAGUUUCUGCCCUUACCUUCCUGCUCACUGUUGACAAAGUAUCCUGUUAUACUGUCUCAAUCAAUUCAUAUAUCAAGCUAUUUGCAGUCUUUUAUUAAUUUUUCAUAGAACUAUUUUUGUAAACUGAAACAUCCCUUAAAAUAGAGCCUGAAAGUAAAAGGUCACACAGCAAGCUUCUGGAACCCUUACGCGGUCUGCCUAUGGUGAUUUUACAU